UUCUGACGUCAUAUCCUAGUUUACUCAUUAAAAUCAAGUUAUUUAAAAUAUUAUACCGUUAGCCCGUCUAUGUUAUAUUUAGUAAGCCUUAUUAAUUUGACUAGUUGAAGUUCCGGUUAAGUUAAGUGAGUGUGCUUUUUUCAAACAUGGGGAGGUUAUUAUUUUGAAAUAAUAUGUUGGAACUUGAAAGCCGGGUUGUCGUAGUGUUGUUAAGUUUGUUGAGUGGGUGUAUAUUAUUAUACAACACCUGGGGACCAGUCCUCGCAGUAGUCAUAUCCUUAAUUCUAGUGAUCUAUGUUUGCUAUUCUUUGAUCACCAACGAUAGCUUGCUAUCGCCGCAUGCAUUUUAUUUUUUUUAUUAUUUCAAAGAAACCGCUCUAGAAUUGAAGAUAGUUAUAGAGAAAUUGAUAGUUUAUCUAUUAAGAUACUUUCAUUUUAUCUGCAAUCAAAUAAAAUACGUUUUUGAAGUUAUUUCAUCGACAGUUAAUAAAAUGACGAGCCGAAGAUCAAGUGGAUAUCAAUUAAGCAGUGAUACUACUUUUAAUAGUAGAAACACAUCAAGAUUUGAUAUCAUUCCACAAUUAAGUCCAAUCCCACGAACUGCUCAUAAAAUAAAUAUUUCUGAUAUAUCCAAUGUAUCUGAGAACAAAUUCAAUCAGAAUAACAAAUAUCAAUCUCCUGGUACAAGAAAUAGAUACAGCAAAUAUAUGUCUACGCCAUUAAGUGUAUUAAAAAAGGAUGAUUUACGUGAAUUAGAAUCGGAUACGUUAGAGACUACUAAUUUAUCAUCACCGAAGAAAAAUUCUCCAAUGUUUAAUCAGAAUCAUACUUUAACACGCGGUGAAAAUAAUACAACGUUCACACCUGAGGGAUCACCAUGGGGUACUAGCAUCAGUCCCAAAAUGAGAUCUAAAGCUGCUGGAAUUAAAACUGUGCAGACAGUUGCUGGACCAUUAUUGGCUUCUACAAGAUAUAACAUUGAUCCUAAGACAUAUACUGAUAUAACAUCACCAGGAUUAACAUUGAGGUUAACUAAAUACGCCGCCGAAGCUAAUAAUAAAUUGACACAUCAGUCGCAGUACAGCACCGGCCAAUUUCCAAAAGUUAAUCUCCAUGCCAGUCCUAUUCCUCUUAUCAAUACAAAAUUUGCUAAGAUAAGAGGACCUGUUACAGUUAGAAUCGCACCGCCAGAAACUACCAAGUUUUCACCUCAAGAAAGGCAAAAAAUGUUGUCUGAUGUAUGCCAAUCAGAAAAUAAAUCUCCAUCGUCUAAUGUUGUACAAGUUUUAAAAGAGAUAUCAUUGAAAAGACACGCGUCCAGGGAAGAUGUUACAACUGAAAUUGUGAAAAAACAAAGAACUGAUAAUAUGUUAAUAAACGAUGCUGCUACUGACAAUUUUGAAGAAACCAAACAAAAAAGAGGUAGAGAUGAAUCACCUAAAUCCGACGAUGAGAAUUCAUCGAAAAAUCUUAGACCUACCAAACGUAGUAAAACACCAUCAUGUUAUGAUAUUCUACGUUCGUUAAGCUCAAGUGUUCAUGUUGCUACUGGUAUAAAAAGAAAAGCUGUUGACUGUUCUCGCUGUGGAACUCCUGAAUUUGAAAAACAUUUUAAGUCUUUGAAAGAUUCGCAACAUGAAGAUUUACAGUCUCCUAUUGAACUACAAAUUAUAAAUAAAGAAGAUACAGAUGCUGAGAUGAAUGAGAACAAAAAGCGAGUUGCAAGUUCACCUUCACAUAAAUCUCCAGAUAACAAUCAAAAACAACCUUGUGUUAAAGGAAUACUUAAACCUCAUAAUAAUGCAAAGAACGAUAGUGAAUCCAAUGUACCUCCUCUUCCUGUUAAUGAACAAGAUGUAAAACCUCAUGAGGAUAAGGAAGAAGGUAAUAAUAGUUCUUUAAAUACAACCACAUACACAGAUAAAUUGUUUAUGAAAGAAGAACCAAAAAGAAAUGACAAAUUAAAGUCAUUCGAAGAAGAACAAAAGCAUUUUAUAGAGGCUGGCUUUACCACAAACGAUGUAGAAGAAAUUAAAAAGACAGAUAUAGUCAAAAUGAAACAAACCAGUAUGCGAGCUAGAUUACAAAGUAUGUUUGAUGCUAUAUCUGGCAAAGCAGCUAGUGGAAUUAAUCCUGAUGUUGUCAUUCAGGCGGAAGAAAUUAGUGAAGUAGCACCUACAAUUUCUUCUUCUACAGAUUGUGCUACUCUCAAUUCUAUAACAACGACAACUAACGUUAAUACAACACCUAUUACUACGUCUGCUUUAGCACCACCACUUUCUCCUUUAUCUAAUACUAAACCAGUCAAACAUAUAACAUUUAACUUACCAAAUACAGAAAAUGUAUCUGGUAUUAAAGAACAGAGUGCAAGUAAUUUAGUAUCAGAUGACAAGAAUAAAUCAAUGAUUAAUUCUGAAACAUCAACUUCUAAGACUGAUGCAACACCAACAUCACAGGAAUUACCUAAUGUGACGAUAAUUACAACGACAGUUUCAUUCACAAUACCUAACAAAACGGUAACAGAAACGUUACCAAUUACAACAUCAGCUAAUUCAGUAAUUGUAUCACCAAAAAUCUCAAGUGGAAUAUUGAAAUCAAGUACUCCCAUUAUAAAUCUUUCUACAAGUUCUACAAAUGUACCAACAACAACUGUUAUACUGUCAAUACCAUCUUCUUCAACUAGUCUCUUUGCAAAUAAGAGUACUAUCGCUAAUACUGCAACAACAUCAUCAUUUUCUGAUACAACCAAUAACAAAACUAGCAUUGGCAAAUCCUUCUUACCUAAUUCAACUAAUACAGGAUUUACAACGAGUACCAAUUUUCCUAAAUUUACUUUUGGCAAUAUUGCUAACACUACUACUACUGAGUCAUCACAAAUAAAUACUGCAUCUGUUCAAAAUACAACCAGUGGUUUAAGUUUUACCACUGACAUGAAAAAUAUGUUUACUGCUCCAGCUAAUGUUACUUCGAUAACUGUUGGUAGUAGCGCUGGUGCUGGUGCUGGUGCUGGUUCUGCUGUUUCUGUUUUUCAAAAUAUUGGAGAUAAUACUACAAGUAACACCUUUAAAAAUUUCUCAACAACUACAACAAGUUCAGUACCAUUCAUAUUUGGAAGUAAUACUACAACGACGUCUAAAUCUGAAGUUUCUUUAUUUAAUACAACAACAAGUAAUGUUGUUACUAAUCCAAUGUCUAGUAAUACAACUAUAAUUUCAAUUAAUCAACCUACAACAAGCAAUACGAUGUUAAAUUUGGCAAAUAGUACAUUUAAUGCAAAUGCAUCUAGUGGAUCUACGACGUUUACGUUUAGUACCACAAAACCUAUAUUUUCAUUUGGAACAUCAAAUGCAUCAACAACGGAUAAUAAAUCAACAUUUUCUUAUAAUGCAAAUGCAUUAGGAAACUCUACUGGAUUGUUAACAUCAACUAAUACACCAGUUACAUCUACUACAAGUAAUAAUACAACUUCUGGAUUUAACAUACCAGUUGUAACUUCAUCUACGCAAUUUUCUACAAAUGCAUCUAUAUUUAAUACACCAUCAACUACAACAACGACAACUGCAUCUAUGUUUAAUACACCAGCAACGACAACUGCAUCGAUGUUUAAUACACCAGCAACAACUACAGCGUCAAUGUUUAAUACACCAUCAACUACAACUGCAUCUAUAUUUAAUGCACCAUCAACUACAACUGUAUCUAUGUUUAGUACACCAUCAACUACAGCUACAUCUAUGUUUAAUUCACCAGCAACGACAACUGUAUCAAUGUUUAAUACACCAGCAACAACAAGUGGAUCGAUGUUCAAUACACCAGCAACAACAACAAGUGGAUCGAUGUUCAAUACACCAGCAACAACAACGAUGUUUAGAACAACAACCAGCGAGCCAGUAUUUGGUCAAUCAAUCGCUGCUCCUAUUUUUGGCAACAAUAACUUCAAAGAAGAAAAUAAACCUCCUGCUUUUGGAUCUACUACAACAGUCUUUGGAAGUACCAGUACACCAUUGUUUGGAUCACAGACUACAGCACCACCAACGUUUGGUUCUCCUAGCGUUUCAACCAGUACUCUCAAUUUUGGUAAUACAAAUACAACUACUCCUGUAUUUGGUGCACCAAACUUAAGUGCACCAGGGAGUACGCAAACAUCAACAACUAAUAGUUUUGCUUGUCUUACUACACCAAAUCCAAUAUUUGGAAAUCAAAAUAAUCCAGCAGCUCCCUUUGGAUCUACUACUACUACUCCAGUUGGAACCUUCAACACUCCGAUGCAAAGUACCUUUGAAACUCAACAAUCAACUCCUCUGCAGUUUGGUGCUGCCAGUAAUUCUAAUGCCUUUGGUGACAAUAAACCAUCGCCAUUUGGUAUUCAAACAACAGUGACACCCGCUUUUCCAACAAAUGAAAACAAUACAAGUAAUAUCUUUACAUUUGGUGGAAAUCAGGCAGGACAACAACAACAACAACAGCAACAACAACAACCAACUAAUACCUUUACAUUUGGUAAUAAUAACGCAUCUAAUAACAAUACAUCAACAACUGGAGCUGUACCAUUCCAAUUUGGUGCGAGCACUUCUAAACCAGUUACAGGAUUUAAUUUUACUGCACCAUCAACUACGCCAUCGCUUAACUUUGGAACUUCUGGUACACCCACAUUUAAUGCUCCAACUCCUGGAAUGUUUAGCAUUGGUAGUGGUUCAACUGCACCCCGAUCAAGACCUGCCAGAGGCAGAAAACCAAGAUGAUGCAGAAUGUAAAAAUCAUAUAUUUAACAUCUUUAAGUAAAUUUUUUUUAUCAAGAUACAUCGACGACAUUUAAUUCAUUUCAACAUUAAAAUGACUGUUUGAGUUGGACGCAUAUACAUAUACAUAUACAUAUUAUUAUUAUUAUUAUUAUUAUUAUUAUUAUUAUUAUUUUAUUAUUAUUAUUAUUCAUUAUUUUUUUUCAAAUAAAAAAAAAAAACAGAAAAAAGGACAGAGUCCAAUGCUUAUGUGGAAAUAAUAAGUAUAUUAUAUAAUAAGUAAUAUUGUGAUUAUCAUUUCUAAAUGUUUAUUAACCAUUUUCAAUUGUAUUUUGUCAUUUGUACAUAUACGGAGUAUAUAUAGAAAUAUAUUAAUAAUAAUAUGAUGAAAUAUUGUUAGAAAUUAAGAGAAGAACAAAAUACAGAAGGGAAAGAUAUUUAGGAUAGAAUAUUCAAGAGAACAAAAGAAACAUCAUUUGCAUGAAUUAUCAAGAUAAAUCAUCUUUCUCUUUUUUUGUUUUUUACGUAUAAGACCAUUAGUGUGUGCUGAAUUUAUUUAUAUAUAAUAUA
This is a messenger RNA of Polistes dominula (European paper wasp), 5306 nucleotides long. RefSeq lists its product as uncharacterized. NCBI's taxonomy places the organism in Eukaryota, Metazoa, Arthropoda, Insecta, Hymenoptera, Vespidae. The record is from RefSeq and is a predicted model, not a curated record.